AGGUAAAUAGGCCACUAAGGGCAAAGGUCAACGGCCGAUAGGUCCAACACACCCACUGCUGCAUUCACAUACCGGAACUGCAUGCACAAACUUGCUCGUACGACCAAGGUACGACCUACUACACGAACUCGGACAACCCCUGGACAUCUCAAUAUCAUGAUCAGUCAUGGGUUGGAAGAUCACCACCUUGAUCGUCUUGGUUGCCGUGGCGACCGGGCUCAUCCUUAGCGGAGUCCUCAACACGCCACCAGAACCCCUCGAGUUCCAAGACAACUACUGGGGGAGGGGGGCAAAACCAACAUCCCUACCAAAAGAUCACGACAAGAUACAACAAAUUUCUAUAAACAUACCGGACGCAACACUAGUAGAUCUCAACGACCGUCUGAAAAACGUACGCUUGUUCGAAGCUCUGGAAGAUGUAGAGUUUCAAUAUGGCACCCGUGUCGACUACAUGAAAGAUGUUAUCACGUACUGGAGGGACACAUACGAUUGGAGAAAACAAGAGGCAUACUUAAACACGUUACCCCACUAUAAGACAAACAUUGAGGGAAUUGAUCUACACUUUAUUCACGCUAAACCCAAACUGAAGCCAGGUCAAAGCGCUAAACCCAUAUUGAUAGUUCACGGUUGGCCAGGUUCGGUUUUUGAGUUUUAUAAGAUGAUCCCGAUGUUGGUAGAUCCCACUAGUCACGGGGGGAGUGAGGAUGAUGUGUUCGAGGUCAUUGCCCCCUCCAUCCCCGGUUAUGGCUUCUCUGAGAUUCCUCAUAAAAAGGGUUUUGACGAGAUUGCUGCAGCCCAGAUGUUCCAUAAGCUGAUGGAAAGGCUGGGUUUUGAGAAGUUCUAUGUACAGGGAGGAGACUGGGGCUCGAUGAUCACACGGAACAUGGCUGUCUUGAAGCCAAGCGUUAUUAAGGGACUUCAUACGAACAUGCCGAACGUAGAAAUGGGCGGUGCGUAUGUGUUCUAUAUGAUGCUGGGCAGUGUGGCUCCCUCAUUGGCUGGACUAACAGAAGAGGACUACAAAAGGGUGUAUCCUGUAAGUAGACAGCUUCUUUUCACACUACAGGAGUCUGGUUAUUUCCACCUACAGGCAUCAAAACCGGACACUGUAGGUUUUGCCCUGAAUGACUCCCCUGUGGGCCUAGCCGCCUACAUUCUAGAGAAAUUCUCCACUUGGACAAACCCAGCAAACAGGGACUUGGCUGAUGGGGGGCUGGAGAAACAUUACACCAAGGAUGAGUUGCUGACCAGUGUGAUGAUGUACUGGGUAACAGGAACCAUCCCUUCAUCCAUGAGGUUCUACAAGGAGACGUUUGCUGGAAAAGCACUCGUGACCAUCGGGCAUCCAGUGACAGUACCGUCAGGUGUGGCAGCAUUUCCAUACGAGUUGUCCCACGUACCUGAAUCUUGGUGCCCCUGGAGCUACGCUAACCUGGUCCACUACACCACUAUGUCCACCGGCGGGCAUUUCCCGGCCUUCGAACAGCCUGCUUUACUAGCGGAGGAUAUCCGAGCGUUCGCAAGGAAAGUAGAGGCUCUGGAUACUCCCAAAGAAAAGACACCCCAGUAGUGUUGUUUUAAUACAACUCAAUAUGAGCAAGGAGGUUAAACAAGACUAUGAGAUUUACUUCUGGACGUUUCAAGUGAUACCCAUCACUCUUCUUCAGCAUCACAAUUCAACACAAGUACAGCUAACUAGAAAAUUGCUUGAACAUGUCAAUUCACUAACUCCUAAGGAUCGUAUGCAAAAUUCACUCAAAUGUAAAUCAUGUUUGCAUAGUUCGCUAUGGUAAGACAAUACCAUAGGAAAAGUUAAUGUCCUUUGUGAUGCUAAGUGGAGAGGCAUGUACUGGAGAGUAGUGUUGGUUCCAGUAUAUGAGUAAUUUAUGUGAAGUGUGCACAAUAAUUAAAGGUGUUACAGAUUAA
Molecule: messenger RNA, 1926 nt
Organism: Branchiostoma floridae (Florida lancelet)
Lineage: Eukaryota; Metazoa; Chordata; Leptocardii; Amphioxiformes; Branchiostomatidae
Product: epoxide hydrolase 1-like
Exons: 8
Coding region: 167-1570 (467 amino acids)
Biological process (GO): epoxide metabolic process
Molecular function (GO): epoxide hydrolase activity
Source: RefSeq, a predicted model, not a curated record